CAAUGAUGUUGAAAAUAUUUCGGUGGGAAAUUUAGAAUUGUACGCUACUCUUCGUUUGUAUGAAUAGUAGAGUUCCUGAAUUUAUUGUUUGUGUGGAAUGUCAUUCAUUAGUGGUACAAUAAAUAAAGCUCGGUCUUGUGAAGAAGCGCUUCCCAACCAGGAACUCAAUCCAACUAAUCAUUCGAAUUUUGAAGGUUACUCAGAUAAACCUUUGAUACCUGUUAACGAAAAACUUAUUCACACCUUAGGUUUGAAAAAUUUGAAACUACAGGACAAAGCCGAGCACUCUCCAGGUCACCAUGAACUUAUCACUUCCAAGUCUCUUGAUAACAUAUUAGACUAUCAAAUGAGCUCAGGAAAUGCGAUACAUGCACAGUCCCAACAUAGGAGUUCGUUUUUAGACAAUAAACCUAAUAAUUUUGAGAGCCCCGUCUCAUCGUCUGACAGUUUAAAUGAUAAGAACUAUCAAAUUGAAUUUUCAGACGAAGAAAAUCUUCCUGGAGCACGUAAACGUUAUAAUCGACGUUUAAUUACAGAGAAUUCGGAUGAUCUAUCGGAAAAGAGUGUCAGCUUAAUGCACUCGUGUAGUGAUCUCGACAGUUAUUGUAGUGAGGAUGAGGAAGGUGAUGACAUAGAGAAUAGUUAUGAUUCCGCAGUGAUUAAUGUGCUAGAUGGUGUAGCCGAACUUCACGUAAGUGCUAAGGAGGAUAAUUCUUUACCACGGGAUGAUGCUGUUACCUUAGAUGUUGAUGUCGAUGUUGAUGCAGAUCAGGACAAAACCAAUCCAGCGUACAUACCUCGAGCUGGUCGGUAUUAUAUGCAUGACCAUCGUACAUUAGAAGAAGAUGUCGUAGUUGUCAAAAAGCAAGAAAGUAGCCGACGAUGGAAGCAUGACAAAUUUAACUACUAUGAGCAAGCCCCGAGGUCUACAGAAGAAAUUAUAUGGCGAUAUGGGUACGAUAUUCGUAAGGAAAAUUUGUGUCCGUUUCCAAGCAAGAUUAAACCUUGUAGUGGAGGUAACAUCCCCACAAAACCCCUCAUUUCUGCCAAAAAUAAUGAGGCAUAUUAUUCCCCAUCGCAGUCGAAUAAAGAAACUGACACUAAAACCCGAAGCAACCUGUCAUGUGGUGACCAAAGACAAAGAAGUCCACCUGAAACUCAAGCAAAAAUCACAUACCCCAGCGGUAGGUAUAAUAAUUAUGGUCGUUUUACUAGAAGUGAUCGUCGUGCACGCAAUCUAUCCACACGGAAAGAUUUAGUCGCUGACGAGUUACAAACUCUGCGUCAUUCAAGGAUUUUAAAGGAGGAUUCUGUAUCUGGAACUAAUGUCCGUCAUAGCCAUCCCACUCAAACCGUAGAUAUCAGUCCUGUGUGUCCAACCGAUACUCAUGAUUCGUCUCAUAAACCUCAACAGGGUUUGAACUAUUCGAACCACACAUCCAGCUCCAAUCUUUCUAGACGAAAUAGGGGGGAUUUGUCAAAGCCUUCGGUAACUAACUUUGAACGUGUCCAUAGAAAACAAACUGUAAACGUAGUUCCGGUAAACACAAAAGACGGUAGAGUUUACAAACCUCGGGCAAUAAAUCACUCAAGUCACACACACGAACAAGUAAAGUGUGAAAGAGCCCCAAAACGGUAUUCCACUGUUCGACAAAAUGUCUCUAAUAUCGAUCCAUCUGUCGACAAAAAAGUCUCAUCAUUGCAGCUCUUAUCUCCUGUGCGCACUAAAGAGCUGUGCGAUCCGGUUAAAGUUAAAGACUUAAAGGUUACAAAGGAGAGCACCUCAGGGGACGCUCAUGAAGUUGUUCAGUUGCCUAAACCUCCUACAGACUAUAAGGGUGAAAUUGCAAAUAAUAAUCAGGUUUGCACCGAAACGACUAGUAUUGGCUCGUUUAAUCAACAAGAAGUAAACCCCCAAUCUGUCAAUCUGACCAUGCAUUCAGUUCCUGUCACACAUUUCCAGCCCUCCAUAGAAUAUAACACACGUAUUCCCGCUGAGUUUUCGUCUGUCAAUGCACACUUGCAAACCAUAUAUUUCCCCAAUAUAUUCCAGCAUAAUCCACGCUGUCAACCUCCAAGCAAUGUUAUGUCAAGCUUUGUACCCCCAAAUGCUCACCAAGCUCCAAUGCAUCGUCUUUAUGGAAAUGAAAUUCAAAAUGUAGAUUUAUCAAUCCCAGUUGCAACGACUCUUUGUUUUGAUCAUAUGCCAUGUGGAGCUACAAACGAUCCCAGUCGAACAUACGUAAUGCAUUUAGGUGUAGCUGCAAUGGAGCCGCUUUGGAAUGGUGAAGAAAAGCCAGUGCUCAACCGAAAAUUCUCAAAGAAACCAUUAGAAGUUAUAGAUCCUCGGGACGGAACAAGAGUUAAUAAAGUUGCACUUUCUGAAACAUAGUCACAUCACUCAAAUUGUACUUGUUCGAUUAACAAAUUUCCAGAUAUCUGGUAAACAUGCAUGUAUAUUUACUGACUCGAAAACCAGUAAAUUAUAGAAAUUAUUUAUAUGACUUCAAAAUGUAGAUAUAACUUCCCCAGUUCAUUGUAACUAAAUGUUUCAAAUUUCGU
Schistosoma turkestanicum is the source of this 2562-nucleotide messenger RNA. Lineage: Eukaryota; Metazoa; Platyhelminthes; Trematoda; Strigeidida; Schistosomatidae. The record is from the annotation of a GenBank genome assembly.